CUGGAGUAAUACAUUCGGAAAUAAACCGGAAUCGCAAGAAGCCGACAGGGAGAAGGAGAGGGAGAAGAAGUGAAGCAAUUUACCGUCAAAAAUGGACGGAACAAUUUAGUAUGUAAUUCUAAGGGGUGGUUCAACUGGACAGAUAUUUUUAAAAAAAGAACUUAUGUUGUCGGUCCUGACAAGAGACAGUAAGCCGAAAAGUACUAACGUUAGGCUAUCAAACCUGAACUGACAGUGCCUGGAUAGCAAAGUUAGCUAGCUAGCUGACGUUAGGUCGUAACGUUAACUGUUAGUCUAGCGUUAUUAACAUUUUAGCACAGUCUGCCGAGCCAGAUAGCACUGGCAUGUUAUUUUACGCUGAAACAACCGUGUUAAAAAGCCAAAACCCUUUGCGUCCUCGCCGGUUAGUAAGCUGAGUUUGAAUCCAACUAGUCUACCUAGCUAGCGGGAAAGUCUCAAGUAGCAAGCUAAUUAGCUAACUUGCCUAACAUAGGUUAUUGUACUCUAUAGCGUCAAACCUGGUUUGGGAACGUAUAACGUUAUAAAGCAAGUAAACAUUUUGUGAUUAAUUUUCUUGUUAAUGCACGAAAUCUGUACGUGUAAUAAAUUAACAAACUAACAGUUAAAGCAGCUUGUUAAGUUGUCUAGCCUCUCUGUUAUCUCGCUGGUCUUCGUAUGUGAGGUAAGGCUAGGUAACAUUAGGUAGCUAGCUAGUAAGUUAGCCAUGUCAUUUGAGCUGAAUACCUGUGUUGCGUUUUGUUGUGAUUUGUCAGCUCAUAAGGUAGCUUGCUAGCCAGCCAGCAAACGGACUUUGCUUGCUUGCCAGAUAGCCGGUAGUAUUUCUUGACAGCUCUUCACUUUUCAAGGUUGCUCGGUAUCUAGCCAGACAACCAUGCACAUUUGCUGUAAGGUGACUGUCAUUUUUGGUUUGCAAACUAGAGUGCGAGACUUGUUCCUGGUUGAAAUCGCUUAACGUUAGCUAGCUAACUUCAACGUUACAUAGCUAGUUAAGGUUAACUACUUAGUUACGUUUUAUAGUUUUGAUUUUUUUUCAUUAUUUUUAACGGACCAUAGUUAAGUAGUAAAGAUCCGUUAUUUAAUUUUGCGUGGAUAGGUUUUUGGUUUACUUGGACGUUAACCCCAUGACUAGCUGCUCUAGCUAGCUGGCUAGCUAGACUCUGCAUUCACCGUAUGUUUUCUCGCAUCUUUUGCGUUUCAGUGUAUGUUUUUAUUUUCCGUCAGGUAACGUUAUUUUACACAAAAAUAUCCACCAGGUGAGAAAUUAUUUAAGAUCAAGUGUAGCUAGAUAACUAGCUAGCAGCGUUAAUCAACAUGUCGGGGCAGAGUAUCACCGAUCGGAUCGCAGCGGCUCAGCACAGCAUGACUGGAUCGGCUAUCAGCAAAGCAGUGUGCAAGGCUACGACACAUGAAGUCAGCGGACCCAAAAAGAAACAUCUGGAUUACCUGAUCCACUGCACCAGCGAGCUGAAUGUGAGCAUCCCCCAGCUGGCGGACACGCUGUUUGAGAGGACCGCCAACAGCAGCUGGGUGGUGGUCUUCAAGGCCCUCAUCACCACUCACCACCUCAUGAUGUACGGCAACGAGCGCCUUAUCCAGUACCUGGCCUCUAGAAACACACUCUUUAACCUGAGCAACUUCCUGGAUAAAGGUGCUCUGCAAGGUUAUGACAUGUCCACCUUCAUCAGACGCUACAGCAGGUAUCUGAAUGAGAAGGCGCUGUCCUACAGGCUGGUGGCUGUGGACUUCACCAAGAUGAAGAGGGGCACUGAAGGAGUGAUGCGCACCAUGAACACGGAGAAGCUGAUCAAGACCCUGCCCAUCAUCCAGAACCAGCUGGAUGCGCUGCUGGACUUCCAGGCAAAUCCCAACGAGCUGACCAAUGGGGUGAUCAACGCUGCCUUCAUGCUGCUUUUCAAGGACUCCAUCCGCCUCUUCGCCGCCUACAACGAGGGCGUCAUCAACCUGCUGGAGAAAUAUUUUGAUAUGAAGAAGAACCAGUGCAAAGACGCUCUGGACAUUUACAAGAAAUUUCUGUACAGGAUGACCAAGUUGUCAGAGUUCCUGAAAGUGGCCGAGCAAGUUGGGAUUGAUCAGGGUGACAUCCCAGAUCUCACGCAGGCUCCCAGCAGCCUCCUGGAGGCCCUGGAGCAGCACCUGGCUUCUCUGGAGGGCAAGAAGACCAAGGAGUUCUCUGCGGCCAGCAGGGCCAGCACCCUGUCCAACGCCGUGUCCUCGCUGUCCAACACGGGCAUGUCCUUCAGCCGCAUGGACGAGAAGGAGAAGCAGCAGGCCCUGGAGGAGGAGCAGGCCCGGCUGCAGUCCCUCAAGGACCAGCGUUUGAAGGAGAUUGGCAUUCAGACGCCCUCGGCCUCCCCCAGCGCCCAGUCCGUCGGCAGCACCAACAGCCACAGCGCCGCCAUGGACCUCUUCUCCAACUCCACCGUGCCCCCGUCUGCCAACAGCGUGCCAAACCUCAGCAGCGACCUGUUCGACCUCCAGCCUGCCUUCGUCCCCACGGUGCAGAGCACGCCGUCCAUAUCCACCGCAGGCACCAGCGCCUGGGGAGGUCUGGAGACCCAGCACGCCACAAACACCGCUGCCCUGGCAGCAAUGAAUGUAGAUUUCGAUGCCGUUUUUGGGACUAAAGUUGCCAAUAACGAUGUGAAGCCUGCAGCAGCUGGUUUCGAUGCUUUAGGGGAAGUGCUGAAGCCCUCGGUGCCUGUGCAGAGCCAGCCCCCCCCUAUGCCUGUGCACUCGGGGAGCAAACUGCUGGACAAUGACCUGGACUCCUCCCUGGCCAACCUCGUGGGCAAUCUGCAGUUUGGGGGAACACCAGCCAAAAAUUUGUUGUUUGGUGCGCCCACGUUCAGACCCGACAUGCAGUGGACCCAGCAGGGCGAGAAGAAGCUGACCGGAGGCACCAACUGGCAGUCUAAGACCAUGAGCACCACCACGGCCUGGAACCCGGGGCCCAUGGGCCCCACGCCUAUGCCUGUGCCACACAUGAAUGGAAUGUUCUAUACUGGUUAUGCUCCUGCUCCGAUGGCUUUUCCCAUAGCGACACCUCAAGUGCCUGUGUAUGGAAUGGUUCCGCCUCAGAUGGGGCAGAUGGGCGGGGUCCAGAUGAUGGCGCCGCAGCCGAUGAUGUACAACCAGCCUGUUCUCAGACCCACCAACCCCUUCGCCCCCAUCCCCGGAGCGCAGAUGCAGUUCAUGUAGUAACCAGCAAGGGACUAGAACACCGGACGCAAUGGCAGAGUCCAACCAGGAGGAGCGAAGAGAGACAGAAACGAGACGGCAAGACUUGACACCAAAUACAGGGGAGGGAAAGAGAAGACGAGCGUGCGCUGAGGAAGACUGGCUCGUGCCGCGCCCGCUCACUUCCUGUGUCUGAAACAGCUCCUCCCACCCACACGCCCAGCUCACGCCGCGCCCCCUCUGCCCACAGUCACAUGACCCCAUACUCGCUUUUCAUUUCCAACUAAUUCGGGAUUAUUAUUUUUUUAACAUUUUAUAGAAAAGGGGCAUGAUAGGCUAGGUGGCACUGAUCGCCACUGAGCAGUAUAUAUAGAUAUAUAUAUAUAUUUAAAGUUUGUGGUGAUUUUAUGUCCUGGUUUAGUGUUCUGUUUUAGGUUUGGGGUUGGGUCAUUAGGUCACUUCUGGUUCCUGUGGAUGAAUCUGUUACAGCAGUAUUGGUGCUUUUGAGGAGGUAGAGGGGUGUAACAGCGCCCAAAGCUCUUAGUGGGGCCUACCAGGGAGGCCUGCCUGCUCUGUGUGCAAGUCUUGUCCACGAGGAUCCAGUUUUGGCCGGCUUUGUCGGCCUCUUUUGAAACCUUUGCUAUUUUGUUUCCCACGUCCAGACUACAGAAUUGAUUCUGAAAGUAAAGAGUAAAUGUUAAUGUUGAUGAAAUGAGUGUUUGUUUGUUUUUUAAGGUCAGUUGUUGUCGGGAAAGGGCUAUCAAGAGUUGGCACACUGUUUCCUCAAAGCACUUGAGCUAGACUAUGUUAACCUCUCUGAGGACCAUUUAGAGUUACUAAAAUGUGGGAUUAAAAAAAAAGAAAAGUGUUUUGACACGCGUUUCUUUGUUACUGAGGUGUCACUUUUAGUUUUAGGUUUGCCCCGGAAUCUCCUAAAAUAUAAAAUAUUUUUUUAGUUGGUCAUUUUUUUGCCCCCAUUUCCGUUCCCAUCCUGCCCCACAGGAAGUGGCGGCGGCGUUUGCUGCGGCUCGCGUGAUUGGUUGAGGGGCGGCUGUUUCAGACAAACGUCAGAGCGCUCGCGGUGGGAGAACGCCGCCCGCGGACGACACCAAGACCCGCUCUCCUCCUCUUUCUCUGCUCGCCAUCUCCGCCUCUGGAAAAGAGACUCCGAAAUAUGAUGUCAUUCCCUUUCUUGUGCUCUGUUGUAGCUUGUAAAUAAUGUUCUUCCUACAUGCCUGGAACAUGGAACCCCUCACCCCUGUGCCUGCCCCCCACCCUUACCCCUCCCUGUCUUUUUUAAGGCUCGCCAAGUUCACCUUUCCGUACUAAAUUAGCAUUUUCUACGAGGUUUAUUUGUGUAUUGGUUCUUCAGAAAGGAAGUGGUGAAGGUGUCCUUGAAUUAAUUUUUAUUUUUUAUAGCCAAAGCUUCAGUUUUUGCAGCGUAGAGUCU
Anguilla anguilla (European eel) is the source of this 4669-nucleotide messenger RNA. RefSeq names its product phosphatidylinositol-binding clathrin assembly protein. Lineage: Eukaryota; Metazoa; Chordata; Actinopteri; Anguilliformes; Anguillidae. Gene Ontology annotation, molecular function: 1-phosphatidylinositol binding; phosphatidylinositol-4,5-bisphosphate binding; SNARE binding. Gene Ontology annotation, cellular component: clathrin-coated vesicle; synaptic vesicle; extrinsic component of presynaptic endocytic zone membrane. The transcript is spliced from 20 exons. The record is from RefSeq and is a predicted model, not a curated record. The coding region runs from base 1333 to 3240 and encodes 635 amino acids. Gene Ontology annotation, biological process: synaptic vesicle budding from presynaptic endocytic zone membrane; clathrin-dependent endocytosis; clathrin coat assembly.